Molecule: messenger RNA, 1767 nt
Organism: Anneissia japonica
Lineage: Eukaryota; Metazoa; Echinodermata; Crinoidea; Comatulida; Comatulidae
Product: ubiquitin-protein ligase E3A-like
Exons: 5
Coding region: 1-897 (298 amino acids)
Biological process (GO): protein polyubiquitination
Molecular function (GO): ubiquitin protein ligase activity
Source: RefSeq, a predicted model, not a curated record
AUGUAUAAGGAGAAUGUGAUUAAUAGUCAUCUUAAAACUAUGAAAUUUAGACGGAGGCAUAAAUAUCUACCUUGUAUUACUCCAGAAAUUAGGCGUCUAAUCACUAGACGAGCGUACUUGCACAAAAAGGCUUUAUGUAGCAAUGAUGAUUAUGAGUGGCUUAAUUAUAAGCGUUGUAGAAAUAAGGUUACAUCCAUGAUUCGUAAAAGAAGAGGUGAUGAUAUAACUAGUGCAUGUUCCCGUGCAAAAGGUAACCCUGGUAAAGUUUGGAAGAGUCUUAAUAAUGCUAUGGGCAGAAACACAAAAGAUAGAGACACAUUGUCCGUAACCAUCAAUGACAGCACUCUAUCGUACCUUACCUCCACAUCUAACAAUCUUAACCAUCAUUUCAUUAUGAACCGGCAAAAUUAUGUCGACUAUUAUGUCAAGUACAUCCUUACGGACAGUGUUGCUAAGCAAUUUGAGGCUUUUUCCCGUGGAUUUCAUUUAGUCUGUGGUGGCCCAGCCUUGAAACUUUUCCAAGCUGAGGAGACGGAGCUACUGGUCUGUGGUAAUCCCGAGCUGGAUUUCAAAGCUCUUGAGGCCUGUACCACUUAUGAAGAUGGAUUCACAAGAUAUCAUCGAACGAUAAAAGCAUUCUGGAGUGUUGUGCAUAGCUUGAAUCAGAAUCAGAAAAAGAAACUCUUAAAUUUUAUUACAGGAAGUGACAGAGUACCAGUGAAAGGUUUAUCCAGUCUGCCAAUAGUCAUCCAAAGACACGGACCCGAUAGUGACCGUCUUCCAACUGCUAUGACUUGCUUUAAUCGUUUACUACUUCCAUCGUAUUCAAGCAAAGAAAAGUUGAGGAAUCGCAUUACAAUAGCAUUAGAAAAUGGAAAAGGAUUCGGUCUGACAUAAGUCUACAUAAUAAGUUAAUACUUGUCAGUGGUGCAUUUAAGAAAAAUAUGGUUAGUACCCUCACAAGGUAGUAUGGGUAUAUAUCAUGCAUUCUUCGUAAUAUGGGUAGUUGGUGUCAUGCUCACUGUGUUUGUUCUGCAGUGGGUUCAGUAGUGGCUCCAGGAAUUUGCCGACAUAGGGGUGCAAACCAAGGAGCCGACUAGUGUUCUUCAAGGUCCCUGAACAAAAUCCUUCGUAGGGACCAAUGUGUAGAGUUUUUCUUGGUUUUUAUGGCCCAUAUUUGUACUUUAAACAAUAUUAAGAAUUAUUAUUUUCAUGGGCCAAUUAAUAUUUUUUUGGCAAAAAAUACGUCUACUUAUGGCAAUGGUGGGUAUUUUCUACGUAAUAGAAGCCUGGUUCUCGCAAGAGCCCUAGUAUCCGGAUCGGGAGCUAACUGUUAGCGUUAAUCGUUAGCACCUAUGUGAGAACGCCCGAUCGGUUAGCAAGCGCUAUCGGUUAGCAAGUUGAACACCUUUCUAUCAUCAACCAAUCACACGUACGUGUUUACAAGAGUGCACGCCCCCAUUCCAAAAAAAUGUACUAGUUAUAAUCUUUAGGGGCAUUGAAAUAAAAAUACAUCCCACCAAACCACAUCUAAACAUCAUUUUUUAAUGCAUAUUCAUAGACAAAUGUAAUCAUUUAACCUGAUUAAAUGCAAACUCGCGUGGUUUUUGUUAAUGUAUUGAGUGCUAUCAUUAUAUAUGCAUUUUUAAUAUGCCUGUAUUUGUAUUUAAUAUAAUUAUUUAUUUCUGUGUCUAUAUUCUUCAUAUGCAAACAUAUUUAUUUUUGUAUUCAUAAUUGCAAUAAAGAUUGAAGUUGAAGUGAUUGUAA